AUGUCUGAAACUUGGAUGCUAUAUAAAAAAAGCUGGCUUGUAUUUUAUACAAAGAGAAAUAUAAAUCUUGAUAUAAGGUCAAGCCAGUGUGUCAAAAGUCUUCACAGUAAACUGAAAGGUGUCAAAAAUAGAAUUAUUCCCAUUGAUGUUUUGUUUGCAACCCUUUUGCAACAAUUGCAUGAAUUAUCUCAAAAACAAGUAUAUGAAUCAUUUUUACAUCAGAGCAAGCAUAGAUAUGAUGAAGCUAAUAUGGUGCUAGAAAAGUUAAAAUCAGUAUGUUUACGCUUUGCAUUUGAAUCAUUUAUAAAACAGCAAGCAAAACUUGCAAAAUCUGAAUCUUAUGAAGUAUUUAAAAGUACAGAAUUGAAUACUGUCUAUCUAUAUAUUGUUCAAACUUUUAAACAACUUCCAAGUCAUCAUCAUGAUGCUUUUGCAAGUCUAAUGCAGCAGGCUUCUGAGUAUAUUAUUGAGCAUGAUAAAAUUCCAGAGCUGCUACAAAGAGAAUUAAAAUGCCAGCAAUCAAACAUUUAUAUAGAUGUCUACCAAAUAAUAGAUAUAUUCUAUAGUAUAGAUGAAAAUAAAACAUCUUUAAAGAAAAGUGCUGGUAAAUACAAGCAUGAUAAGAUAGUUGUAAAACUGAUUAUUUGUAUUAGCACUGCAACAAAUUGUAAUAAAAGCCAGGUGCCAGUAAUAAAACAUUUACGUGGUCGGUCACCAAAGAAUGCUAAACAAAAGUGA
Messenger RNA from Dentiscutata heterogama, 738 nucleotides. The record is from the annotation of a GenBank genome assembly. NCBI's taxonomy places the organism in Eukaryota, Fungi, Glomeromycota, Glomeromycetes, Diversisporales, Gigasporaceae.